GAAAGGAAGGGCUUUUGUCUGCUCUAGCUCUGGUAUCUCCCAGAUUUAGCCUGGAGUUUCACAGUUUCUGUGUACUUGUAUCCCUUUCACUGAACUGAGGUGCUUAGUCUCCCUGGGAAGACAGGAUCUCAGCAUAGAUCAGCUAGGGAGUAUUUGACUCUGGGGGCCUGCAGGCUAGUAAUAUAUUAGAAUGCCCAAGAACGACAUCAUAAAGCAAGAGUUCCUUUUGUGGGCCCUGCUCUGUGGCCUCUUGGAAUCUAGAUGCCACGGAAAUCCCUAAGCAGAGAUUUUCUGUUGGAUGAUCAAAGCAAGGAAUAAAAAUUGAGAAUUUGGAAAAUGUCUCAACAGUUUCAUUACCAGAACAAUACAAGAGUCACUUCUAGCUCGCUGUUGGAUAAUCCAUCAGUGGCGUUCUGUGCGAGAUUCGGGAAAUUUCAGAGGAGAGAUUCUCAGUGUCAGGCAUUUGUGAAGAGAGUCAUAAUGAGUCGUCUUUUUAAGAUGAUUAUGAUUAGCAUCGUCUCACUGAAUGCCUUUUUUGUGGUCUUGUGGACUGAUUAUAAUACAAAAUACAACUUGUUCAGACUUUUUGAGGUCUCUGAGCUGGUCUUUGUGUCCAUCUAUAGCUCCGAGUUCUGCAUGAAGCUCUACGUGGACCCCAUCAACUAUUGGAAGGAUGGCUACAACCUGCUGGAUAUAAUCAUUAUCAUCACUAUCUUCAUCCCCUACAGUCUCCGCAGAUUCAAGGGCAAGCACUACCCCUACCUCAACAUUGCUGAUGGCAUGCAGUCCCUGCGUAUCCUCAAGCUUAUCACCUAUAGCCGUGGCAUCCGGACACUCAUCACUGCCGUGGGGCAGACAGCCUACAUCGUGGCCUCCGUGCUCUUCCUGCUCUUCGUCCUCAUGUUCAUCUUCGCUAUCUUGGGCUUCUGCCUGUUUGGACUUCCAGACAGGGGUGAUCAGAAUAACUGGGGGAACCUGGCUGUGGCCUUCUUCACCCUCUUCAGCUUGGCCACGGUCGAUGGCUGGACAGACCUGCAACAGCAGCUGGACAGUCGCAACUUGGCUCUCAGCCGGACGUUCACCAUCAUCUUCAUCUUGCUUGCCUCCUUCGUCUUCCUCAGUAUGUUCGUGGGUGUGAUGAUCAUUCACACCGAGGACUCCAUUAAAAAGUUUGAGCGGGAGCUGUUGGCGGAGCGGCACAUGACGCUUAUGGAGGAGAAGCAGGUGAUUCUAAAGCGGCAGCAGGAAGAGGUCAGCAAGCUGAUGCAGAUGCAGAAAAAUGCUGACUACAGAAGUUUCAGUGAGCUGGUAGAGAACUUCAAGAAGACCCUGCGGCACACUGACCCCAUGGUCCUGGAUGAUUUUGGCACCAGCCUGCCCUUCAUCGAUGUCUAUUUGUCCACUCUGGACAACCAGGACACUACGAUCUACAAGCUUCAGGAGCUGUACUACGAGAUCGCGCACGUGUUGAGCCUGAUGCUCGAAGACUUGCCGCAGAAGAAACAGUCCCAGUCCUCUGAAAAGGCUGAUGAGAAGUGGGGGGGGCGUGGGCACCCAGGCACCGAGGUGCCUCGCAAGCCGUGACAGGCCCUCGUUCAACACAGGCUUUCUGAAUUGCCCUCUCUGCAGUUGCUUAAGCUUGUGGUAUUUCCCAGCCAUGGGGGGUUGGGCCUGGGAAGAGCCCAUGAAGUCCGAUUGACUGCCCCCCCCUCAACAUGAUACAGCCAGACCUGGGGAGUAGGGGGAGGGAUGCUCAAGACUUGCCCUUGGCCAGACGCCAUGUCCAGGGGCCACACUGGCUCUCUCCUCCCUUGACCCCAGCAGCGAGGACUCCCUGGGCUCCUGGGAAAGCCACCUGAAGACCCCAGACCAAGAAGGGCCUCCAGCAGCCCCAUAAGCGUAUAUGGCUCCUUUGAGCUGGGGUAGCCUCACUGAUCUUGGAACCUCUUAAAGCUGGGCUCCUCUUUGUGGGUGCCCCACCCCAGGCAGAGCAACAUUUCUCUCUAUGCACCUCCUCCCGUGGGGACCCGUCUUUGGAAGCUGACUGCUUUUCUCUAGGCUCACAGUGGUCGUGAUGCCCCAAAGGGUGCAGGGGGCACCUCCUAGAGGGGUCAAAGGAGCAGCAGUAUUGGGCACUUUGGGCUGUUGGUUAGUUAGGACUUUUCACUUGAAAGGUGGCAUUUUCGGUGUCAUUCCUGGCCACAUGGCUAGCAGAGUUGCGACACUCCCUUGAUCCAGCCAUGAUGGCAUCUUCUGAAGACACGGGGCGGGGCGGGCAGGAUUGGCUGACACCCCUUUGUCCCUGACUGGCCAGGCCAGAGGCCCUGCGGUGCCCCUCUGCUCCCACUGCUGGGGGCUGUUCUCGAGGCCCAUUCCUUUAGCAGGGCCCCAUCUGACAGAAGGAGGACGGAGUUCUGGGCAGAGCUUGGGCGGCGGGAGACACCAGCACCUACAGUUGAGGGAAAAAAAGCCCCAGACCCACAAUGGGGAGUCGGGUCAGCAGAAAACAUGGGGGGUAAAAUUGAGAGUGGUUGGACAAAGGGUCCCCUGUGUGGACCCACGGUCUCCGGGCACAGGUGACAACUCUUCCAAGGCCAUGGGACAAGGGCACUUGGAAACCUUUCCUCGUGGUUUUGUUCAUACAUCCAACUACUAUUUACUGAGCUGGGCUGGGUGCUGGGGGUGCUGUCAUGAAAACCCACAGUCCAGUUCUGGUCCUCUUGGGGCGCUCGGUUAUGUAGAGGAACCAGUAAUCCAGCCAGACUGGAUGAGAGAAAUUUCCCUGAGGAAGUGACAGUUGUUUGCACGCAGAGAGCACGUGUCUUCUAAGAGACUCAAAUCACUGCCAUUUGCAAGUGUUCACACUCACAUCAUGUAAAAACGCGGAGAAACUUGCUCUGGAGAGUGAGACCCGCCACCAUGUUAUCGAGGAGCCCUCCGAGGGCAGGGGCGAUAGCCUCGUUUCCCGAGGCGCAGAAAACUUCA
Leptonychotes weddellii (Weddell seal) is the source of this 2985-nucleotide messenger RNA. It is a transcript of the gene CATSPER3, whose product is annotated as cation channel sperm associated 3. Gene Ontology annotation, biological process: flagellated sperm motility; transmembrane transport; sperm capacitation. Gene Ontology annotation, cellular component: membrane; acrosomal vesicle; CatSper complex. Gene Ontology annotation, molecular function: voltage-gated calcium channel activity. Lineage: Eukaryota; Metazoa; Chordata; Mammalia; Carnivora; Phocidae. The record is from RefSeq and is a predicted model, not a curated record.